This is a messenger RNA of Aspergillus tubingensis, 3240 nucleotides long. Its product is annotated as AAA family ATPase. The transcript has 2 exons. Lineage: Eukaryota; Fungi; Ascomycota; Eurotiomycetes; Eurotiales; Aspergillaceae. Gene Ontology annotation, molecular function: ATP hydrolysis activity; ATP binding. Bases 1 to 3240 code for a protein of 1079 amino acids. The record is from RefSeq and is a predicted model, not a curated record.
AUGGAGGUCGUGAAUCAGUCAGCGCCUUCGGAGCGUGUGCCGGCAUCAGAGGAGGACGCCAUAGAUGGGUUUGGAGAGGCGGAAAUACCUGAGGUUGUGACUGAAAAGCGGGAGGCCAGUACUCAGACUAUCCAGGAAGAUAAUGAAGAGCGAAGUUCUCACCGUGAGGAGACGGACGAUGACGACGAUAUUGAUGAAGAUGACGAUACCAACGAGGAGGACAAUGAGGAAGACGACAGCGACAGCGAUAGCGACACGACAGACGAUGAGAGCAAAGCCGAUGACGAUACGUGGCUCAAUGGAUCUGCUUUCAACGAGCGGAAAAUCAACGUGGGCGUGAGAUACUAUGAUUACCCAUCCUUCAUGAACCGGUCAGUGGACGACGAUGCAGAUUAUACGAUAGAAGCCCUGAUCAGUACUUCCGACUGGUGGAAGGACCUGGAACGGGAAAAGAAAAGGCGCGCUGCGAAUCCAUCACCGUGGACUGAGACUAUUGAGGUGGCACCGCCGACGGAAGGAGUUGCUGAGACCUUGCAACUCCAACGUGUGAGGAUCCGCUCUCCAGAGAUACUUCGUCGGCUUUCUGAACUCGGAGAGUGGAACGAAAGCAGCAUGGUUCUCCCCAAAUCCGAUUGCGUAUUCUGCCGUCCGUUUCACGCUCUCGCCUACUUUAAUGGUGAAAUAAAAAAGCAGCUGGAGCAAUUAGAGUCUGACUUGGAAGACUCACACGCAAGACCUAAGCCCUCAGAAGACAAUCAAUUGGAUGAUUCGCGAAAAACUUCAGAAUCUGCUAUUCGGGACGAAUUGCGAUGCUAUGUCACCUUUGUGGAAGAGAAGAUUCUACCUCUUUGGAAGAGAUUUGAACAUGUCACCAAGAAUACUCCGAACAAAGUCAGAUAUGACGAGCUGCCUUUUCUUUUCCGCCCGGGCGAUCUUGUUUUUGUUCCAUCUGUGGCCACCAGUUCCAAAGCACGUCAUCAGUCUGCUAUCCAGAAUGUCUUUCGCCUGGCCUCACUCCGGCCCGAAGACCACAUGUGGCAAACGGACCCAGGUGGCUGGUUCGUCCCGAAUUCACUAGCGAGGUGGAGCAUCUAUUGUUUCGACCAUGAUGGAGAGCAGUUGAAAGUUAUAUGGCAGUCCCUAGAAGUCCCCCAUUUUGCCGGCGAGCAAGAUAUCACUGCCUUGCCAUGUUACCCUCUACGUUACCAUCCUGAUCAUGCGACGAUCCUUAAGAUGCAGGUUGAGAGUGGAAAGCUUUUCAAGGAGCUCGUGAAGCCAGAGAACAAACAUCAGUACUAUUCUGGCUGGAACCUCUCAACAGGUAUCUUCAAGGAGAGCAUGGAGCUCGCUGAACCCGAACACAUAGAAAGUGAGGUCAUUAUAGAUGUGAAGGAAGCCUCGCGAUACGUUACUGAGACAUACCCCACCGACACUAAGCGUUAUGAGGAGACGUUCCAUGAUUCAUGGGCUACAGUUGUGGAUGAAAAUGUCUCAUAUCGGCUAUGGAGAAAAGCUUCGCCCCAUUUCGUCGAGAAAAACGAGAACUUGCUUGUCCGAGAAGAUUUUACAUAUGCAAGGGAAGCGCAAGCCUACAUGAAGCAGAACCCAUACAUUGAUAACAAUGACACAUUCUCAAAACCAACAUGGUCCGAUGAAGAUCUGGCCCUCCUUCCACGGAGAGUCCUUGGAUACGUCUUACGCGAGAGGAGGUUCACGCGCUUGGAUGUUCGCGGCUUUGACUUGCGUCGGGUAUCUGAAGAGAGGAUCACCCUAGACCAUGUCCAGAUAAAGCCUGGACAUCGGAGGAUCAUCCGAUCGACUGUUUCUUCUCACUUUACAAAGAUCCACCAUGAACGCUCUCGUGAUGCCAUAUUGUAUACACCGGACAUGAUCCGGGGAAAGGGACGAGGCCUGGUGAUCCUCCUGCACGGAGCGCCCGGGGUGGGUAAAACUGCGACCGCAGAGGCCGUGGCAUUGGAGUUCGAGAAACCUCUGUUUCCCAUCACCUGCGGUGACCUAGGAAUAACAGCGGAUGCUGUGGAGAGAUCACUCAAAGACAUCUUUCGAUAUGCUCAUCUGUGGGACUGCAUUCUGCUACUGGAUGAAGCAGAUGUUUUUCUCACACAGAGAGAUCGAACAGAUGUUGAGAGGAACGCCUUAGUUUCAGUAUUCCUCAGAGUGCUAGAAUACUACAGCGGCAUCCUCUUCCUGACCACAAACCGAGUCGGGGCACUCGACGAAGCAUUCCGCUCACGGGUACAUCUAAGCCUCUACUAUCCUCAUCUAAGCAGUGAAGAUACCAUUUCCAUCCUCUGCAGUAACCUGGCCCGGCUCCCUCGAGCAGACAAGGUACCCAAGGGAACAAGCAUCGGCAACGGGCAUAUCCAUGUCAUGGACAAAGAGAUCAUCGAAUUUGUCCGAUCGGAAUACGAGAAAACCUACAGAGUCCACAGACGUGGCCCAUGGAAUGGUCGCCAAAUCCGCAACGCUGUACAAAUAGCAUCCUGCCUCGCCUUCUUCGACCAGCGAGAAAAGACCCCGGGUAAUGACCUGCCGGUAGUGCUCACCGCAGAACACUUCCGCACAGUGAACGACACAAUCGAAGAAUUCGACCGAUACCUAGUCAAAGCCCGGCGUGCCGACGAUCGCAAAUUGGCCCACAUGGAAGGAGUUCGAUACGAUGGGUACGAGUCCGGGCCUACUCGGGAACCUGCCGUAUAUGACGGUUUCAGUGGUUACGAGUCCGACCACGUCCCGGUUGAGCGAAACUCUCGACGCAGUGUGCCAGCCCGCACCCCUCAGCGACAGUCUCAGUAUGCUGGCUCCUCGGGCGGCCGAGUCGCAGCUGGACGAUACUCCGCUGGUCGGAAACGCGCGGUCAUGGUCGAAUCUCAGCAUUAUGCAGAAGACGACUUUUUAGAUGACGAUAUGCAUGCUCCGAGCCCCUCUACCGGGCGCAGAUAUGAAAGCGGACCAGGCCCACGUACGGAGCCUCGUUCCAGGGCUCGGCCCGGACCGUUACCUCGAAAAGAUGAGGAUGUGUACGAUGAGGAGUUAUAUCCGGAUGUCGAAGAUCAUGUUGUGGAAGAGGAGUACCGUCUUGCGGCGGACCCUGAUGCUCCUAGAUCCGCUCCUCGCAGCGUGAAAAGAAGCCCCAGAUACACGGGUGAUUACUCACCUGUGCCUGCUCGCAGGACUAGAGAGGCGACUCCCAGGUCACAGCAUCUAGAGGUGGAGUAG